This is a messenger RNA of Lotus japonicus, 1725 nucleotides long. RefSeq lists its product as uncharacterized. NCBI's taxonomy places the organism in Eukaryota, Viridiplantae, Streptophyta, Magnoliopsida, Fabales, Fabaceae. The transcript has 6 exons. The record is from RefSeq and is a predicted model, not a curated record. Bases 319 to 1542 code for a protein of 407 amino acids.
UAAUUAUUUUCCCCCAAAACCUUGUUCACGUAACAUAACCUACCUCUCUCUCAUCGCGUAAAACACAGUCGUUACAGAGUCGCACUACUCCACACUCCUCCCCCUCGCUCCGGCCGCGCUCCCUCUGCUCCGGCCGAGCCCCCCCCUCCUUCUCCGGUCGCGCCUCCUCGCCGUGCCCCAACGGUACUCGUGUGACCUCUAGGUGAUGAAUGUGAGCACUGAGAAGCCCUACCCAACAUUUUGACACUGAUUUCUCAAGGCAAGAAUCUCAGUUGAGUAAUUAAAGGAGAGCGACUUGUUGGCCCCAGUGUGUGGAUUAUGGCUGAUUCGGUUGUUACGUCUGACAAAUCUUCCACUUCCUUGCUGAACCAUGCUCGAAUCAUCUGUCAUGUAUGCCAGAAGCAGUUCUCUGAAUACACAUGUCCUCGAUGCAAUUCACGAUACUGUUCCCUCCAAUGUUAUAAAUCUCAUAGUCUUCGUUGUACUGAAUCCUUCAUGAAAGAAAAUGUAGUUCAGGAGCUUCAGCAAAUGCAGCCUGAUGAACAAGCCAAACAUAAAAUGUUGGACAUACUAAAGAGAUUUCAUUCAGAAGAGGAAAUGGAUAGCAUGGAUGAGGAUGCUUCUGCAGAUUCAAAUUCAUCAGAGGAAACAAUGGAGAAAAUUUUGUCCGGACAAGCAAUCAGUUUUGAUGAUUUAUCACUUGAAGAGAAGAAACGUUUUCAUAGAGCAAUUGCUUGUGGGGAAUUGAGCAAGAUGAUCAAACCAUGGGAACCAUGGUGGACAACGCCUUCAGCCAGAAAAAUCCGUCUUAGUAAGGAUGGAACUCAACUCGUUCAACCGCUAUCAGAGCAGGAAUCGCAAGAUGAAGUUGAAAGUGAUGAAUCCAGUGACAUUCCUCCUGGCCCUGAAACCCCUCUCCCUCCUCUAAACAAGCUUAGUUCCAAGGAGCCAUCACCACUUUUAACUGUUCACCUAGUUGAUAUUCUAUAUAGCUACUGCUUCACUCUUCGCGUCUACAACGGAGAUUGGAGGUCAGAUCCCCUAGGAUCAGUUAUGGUUGUGUUGAGUGUGUCCUCAGUGUUGGGUCGUUGCGAACAACCCGAAACUGUGAUGGAAGCCCUCUCUCAUUGCUUGGAGCAGACAUGCUCUCCAGCUUACAGACACAUGGGAGGGUUGCAAUUUGGUUUGGGUGUUGUUGAUGAUGUGAUUAGUCUUCUUGCAUUGGGAAGUUCUGCUCUGGUGUGUGCCCUUUGCGAUAUGCGUCGGUUGGUUCAAGAAGGCGGAAAGGAGAACAAAUCAGAAAGAAGGCCAAGAAGGUUGAGGAAGGAUGAGAUUAGAAGUGCUAUUAAGAUGGCAGAGAGGAAGAUAUAUUUCAUUAUGUGUUGGGUUCAUGAGCAGCCAGAGGAAGCUUGGUCUUCUUUGGCAGCCAUUGUGGGAGCAGAAAAGGUAUCAGCUGUGGAAUUUCAUGGGAGUAAUAAGGCUGAAAGAUUGUUGAACAAUAAAGCAGAAACCAAAAGCAGAUGUUUAAUAGAGGAGAUUUAACUGUCAUCCCUUUACCUGUGGACCCAAUUUGUUUGCAAAGAUGUUGUAAAUUAUACCUCCUCUGUUCCUUAAUAUAUGUCACUUUAAGGUUUUGACACAUGUAUUAAAGAAUAGUAUUAAUGUUCUUGUUUCUGUAAAAUUACUAUCUAACUUCUUAAUAUACCCUUUAUUUUUUUUUAUUAA